Messenger RNA from Eupeodes corollae, 819 nucleotides. Its product is annotated as putative nuclease HARBI1. Lineage: Eukaryota; Metazoa; Arthropoda; Insecta; Diptera; Syrphidae. Bases 1 to 819 code for a protein of 272 amino acids. The transcript is spliced from 2 exons. The record is from RefSeq and is a predicted model, not a curated record.
AUGUCGGACAAAGAAAUUAGAAGGAAAGAAAGGUUUAGUGAAGAAGGUGUGCAAUUGUUAACGGAGGAAUUUUUGGGCCCGAGCUCAGAAACGCGUGGUGGUGCUCUCACAAAUAAAGAAAAAAUAAGAACAUUUCUGCGAUACAUAGGAGACCCGGGGUUCCAAAUUGGAGUUGGUGAAGACGUUGGAGUUCAUCAAUCUACGGUCUCUAGAGUGGUGCAGCAAGUUUCUGCAGAAAUUGCAAGCCAGUCCAAGAAUUGGAUUAUAUUCCCACAUACUGUGGAAGAAAUACUAGAAGCGCAAAGGUUAUGUAGCUCGAAGUACGAGUUUCCUUGUGCAAUUGGUGCUUUAGAUUGCACUCAUGUCCGAAUAAGGAAACCUUUGACCUAUCAUGAGGAGUACAUUAACCGUAAGGGAUAUUACUCCAUUAAUGUUCAAGCUUCAUGCAAUGCGGAAGAAAAGUUUACAAGUGUUGAAGUUUGCUGGCCAGGAUCCGUACACGACUCCCGAAUACUUCUUGGUGAUGAAGGUUAUGGCAUUACUCCAUGGUUAAUGACCCCAUUUAAAGAAACGAAUAAUGACAUCAAACGUAAUUUUAAUGCUGUUUUGACAAAAGAAAGAGUUAUUAUAGAGAGAUGCUUUGGACAAAUCAAACAGAGAUUUCCUAUUUUGCAAUAUAAAGUUCGAGUGAAGCAAGAAACCAUUCCAAAUUUAAUAGCUUCUUGUUUUAUUUUGCAUAACUUCGCUAAGUAUUUACACGAAGACGAAAUUGUUGAUGAAAGCAAUCAAAUCAUAACUAAGCAACGAAAAGAGCUUUGA